Orycteropus afer afer is the source of this 2280-nucleotide messenger RNA. It is a transcript of the gene ZNF287, whose product is annotated as zinc finger protein 287. The record is from RefSeq and is a predicted model, not a curated record. Gene Ontology annotation, biological process: regulation of DNA-templated transcription. Gene Ontology annotation, molecular function: RNA polymerase II cis-regulatory region sequence-specific DNA binding; DNA-binding transcription factor activity, RNA polymerase II-specific. The transcript is spliced from 5 exons. NCBI's taxonomy places the organism in Eukaryota, Metazoa, Chordata, Mammalia, Tubulidentata, Orycteropodidae. The coding region runs from base 1 to 2280 and encodes 759 amino acids.
AUGUUAGCCCCAAGCAAGAGGAUGACCAAUUCUUUGCGAUCCCAGAUCUUUCUAACGUGGAAACAAGACAGAACUCAGAGUGGAUCUCGCAAUAAUGAGAGGGCAAUCUUUGCUUCAAGAAUCUCACGUGACACUGAGGCCUGUCGACAGAAUUUUAGGAAUUUUCCUUACCCAAAACUGUCUGGUCCUCGAAAAGCAUUGAGUCAACUCCGAGAGCUCUGCCUUAAAUGGCUGAGACCCGAGAUUCACUCAAAGGAACAGAUUCUGGAGCUGCUGGUGUUGGAGCAAUUCCUGACUAUACUGCCUGGGGAGGUUAGGACUUGGGUGAAAUCCCAGUACCCUGAGAACAGUGAAGAAGUGGUGACUCUGGUGGAGGAUUUGGCUCAGCUUCUAGAAGAGGAAGCUCCUCCUCAGAACUCUGCCCUUUCCCAAGAGACCCCAGAGGAAGACAUGGCCACUGUUUUCCAGGCAGGGUGGCUAAAUGACUUGGUGACCAAAGAAUCAGUGACAUUCAAGGAUGUGGCUGUGGACAUCACCCAGGAAGACUGGGAGUUAAUGCGUCCUGUGCAGAAGGAAUUGUACAAGACUGUAACGUUACAGAACUAUUGGAACAUGGUUUCUCUGGGACUUACAGUUUACAGACCGAGUGUGAUUCCCAUAUUGGAAGAACCAUGGCUAGUGAUAAAAGAAAUUUUAGAAGGCCCUAGUCCAGAAUGGCAAACUAAAGCCCAAGAGUGUACUCCAGCAGAGGAUACUUCUGACCUUAAAAAUAAUGUUACCCAGACCAUCAAAUUGGAAGAAUCAGAUGACUACAAUGUCAGAUUAGAGAGACAAGCAACAAAGGCCUUCAGAAAAAUUCCCACUAUUGAGAGGGAUUUCAGUUUGAAGCCAUUUCUUUCAGAAGAUGAUCCUACAGAAGAGUAUCUUAGUAAAUAUGAUAUAUCUAGAAAUAAUUUUGAAAAGCAUUCACACCUAAUUGUACCAUUUGGUACUCAAUCAGAUAAUAAAACUUUUAUGUAUAACGAAGGCAGGACAACCUUAAAUCAUGUCCCAUUUGGUAUUGUAUAUAGGAAAAUAUGUCCUGGAGAAAAGCCUUAUAAAUGUAAUACAUGUGGGAAAAAAUUUAGGAAAUACCCAUCCCUCAUGAAACACCAAAGUACCCAUGCCAAAGAGAAAUCUUAUGAAUGUGAAGAAUGUGGGAAAGAGUUUAGGCAUAUUUCAUCCCUCAUUGCACAUCAAAGAAUGCAUACUGGAGAGAAGCCGUAUGAGUGCCAUCAGUGUGGUAAAGCCUUCAGCCAGCGCGCACACCUUACUAUACAUCAGAGAAUCCAUACUGGAGAGAAACCCUAUAAGUGUGAUGACUGUGGGAAAGAUUUUAGUCAGCGUGCACACCUUACUAUACAUCAAAGGACGCAUACUGGAGAGAAACCAUAUAAAUGCCUGGAAUGUGGUAAAACCUUCAGCCAUAGUUCAUCACUAAUUAAUCAUCAGAGAGUUCAUACUGGGGAAAAACCUUACAUAUGUAAUGAAUGUGGGAAAACUUUCAGUCAGAGUACACACCUUCUCCAACAUCAAAAAAUACAUACUGGAAAGAAACCAUACAAAUGCAAUGAGUGUUGGAAAGUGUUCAGUCAGAGUACUUACCUUAUUCGACAUCAAAGAAUUCAUUCUGGAGAGAAGUGUUACAAAUGUAACGAAUGUGGAAAAGCCUUUGCUCAUUCCUCAACUCUUAUUCAACAUCAAACUACGCACACUGGAGAGAAAUCCUAUAUAUGUAAUAUAUGUGGGAAGGCAUUCAGUCAGAGUGCAAACCUUACUCAACAUCAUAGAACACAUACUGGAGAGAAACCAUAUAAAUGCAGUGUGUGUGGGAAAGCCUUCAGCCAGAGUGUGCACCUUACUCAACAUCAGAGGAUUCAUAAUGGAGAAAAACCCUUUAAAUGCAAUAUAUGUGGGAAAGCAUAUAGACAGGGUGCAAAUCUUACCCAACAUCAAAGAAUUCAUACUGGAGAGAAACCCUAUAAAUGUAAUGAAUGUGGAAAAGCUUUUAUUUAUUCAUCAUCACUUAAUCAACAUCAGAGAACUCAUACUGGAGAAAGACCCUAUAAAUGCAAUGAAUGUGACAAAGAUUUUAGCCAGAGAACAUGCCUUAUUCAACACCAGAGAAUUCACACAGGAGAGAAGCCCUAUGUAUGCCAUAUAUGUGGUAAAACCUUCACCCAGAGUACAAACCUUAUUCAGCAUCAACGAGUUCAUACACGUGCAAAACAUCGUAAUUGA